This is a messenger RNA of Tilletiaria anomala UBC 951, 2066 nucleotides long. RefSeq lists its product as uncharacterized. The record is from RefSeq and is a predicted model, not a curated record. The transcript is spliced from 4 exons. The coding region runs from base 55 to 1968 and encodes 637 amino acids. Lineage: Eukaryota; Fungi; Basidiomycota; Exobasidiomycetes; Georgefischeriales; Tilletiariaceae.
GCUACACGGAACAGACCCGACCACGUUCGCGUCCACAAAAGAACUUCCGCUGCAAUGCUCCCUUUGCGCUUCAUCUAUGGUACCCGCAACAUGCUCCCAGACAGCGCUCCACCCAUCGUGCACCCCGACGUGCAGGUUCUGGACGAUUACACUGUUCCAAAAACGGACCCGCACAGCACUCUGCUUCCACUGCUGCAAGCAGAUCCAAGCGCACCACAUGCACGAUCGCCGCCGCUGCACAACCUGCCCGGCGGUCGCCUCUCGGAAUGUCGGAUUGCUUUCCGCACGACUAGAAAAAGCCAGGCGACGGCCGAGCACAUCGAUUGGAUCAGUACGACGCACACCUUCCCGGCUGCAUACCCACGAAGCCACGACUUUUCCACCACCCCUCUUUCGGCGGCGAUCCGCAUACCCAAGCCCAUCCCUUCUUCGGCGCUCGCAUCUCCUGAAGCUGAGAGAGCCUACGACGCGGCAAAACGUGCCGAGGAUGCCAAGUUCUGGAAGGAGAACAUACGCAUCAUCGACGAUAUGCAGACGUACUACCCGCCAAAGACCCAGAAAGAGGCACUGAAGAUCGCAGAGGAAAGGGCAGGGAGGAAGGACCCUCAACUUUGGAACGUAAUUCAGAGAAUCGUACCCGUCAGGCAUGAUCGCGGAGGUGGUUUAGCGAAUGGCAAGAGUAGGAGAGAGCCUGUGACAUUACUUCUUGCACACGCUACAGGCUUUCACAAGGAAAUCUACGAGCCAUUCUUGAAGUAUCUAGGACAACUCAUCUCUGACAAAUCUUUUGAUGUCAAUGGCGAAGUAGAGAUCGAGGAGAUCUGGUCUAUCGACACUAUGAUAUCUGGCGAGAGCGCCAUACUGAACGGUGACUCACUCGGCGAAGCUGUAAGCUGGGCCGAUGCAGCUCGUGACCUUGUUCAGUUUACUACGAACUAUAUUCCGCCUCUCAGUCCUUCUUCCGCAUCGAGCCGCUCAAAUGCAACAUGCAAUGAAGCUUCUGCGAGACUCAUGUGGCCUCCAACUGUGCUCGCUCGCACCUACCACCCGGCCGAAUCGCAGAUGGGCGAUGCCACCGUCAUCUCACCAUCCUUGGGCUCCUCGCCCGCAACAUCCGCCCACGCCUCACGGCCCAACGCACGUCGUCGGCGGAUCAUUGGCCUGGGACAUAGCUACGCCGGUGCCGCGAUGGCACUCGCUUCGAAUGCUUACCCGGACAUCUUCGAGCGUGUCAUCCUCGUCGAUCCGAUCCUUAUCUCGCCAGAUUUUCUCAGCGUGCAGGUGCACUUUGAGAAUGAAGGGAGGAAAGAGGUAGCACAACAACGAGCGGCGGACAAACCCAAUCCGAUUGGCUUGAGGAAGAGCCAGCCGCUCGCACUCAGUGCAAGCACGCGAAAAGACACAUGGCGAGACCGGCGGGCCGCUGAGGCGUACUUUAACUCUCGGGCAUUCUUCAAGGCGUGGGACCCUGCGGUGCUCGCUUCUCAUAUCCAAUACGGUAUCGUGCCGCUCAGCGCAUGGGUGAAGGACGCACGUUCCGGCCGAGGCGGUGACGAUGGUGGCCUCGAUGAAAGCGGGGAGACAGAGAUGGUAACGCUCGCCAUGCCCAAGUUCCUCGAAGCGAGCUCUUUUAGCGCCUCGUGGAACUCCUCGUAUGCAUACGCUGCGCUGCUCUCUGGCCGCUUUAGACAGCAUCACAUGGCGGAUACGCGCAAGGGACGAACAUACUUUAUGAUUAUGGAGCAGGGCAGCCGUUCGCUUCAGCUCGAGACGUUUGAGGGCGAGAUGGAAGGCAAGAAGCCUGCCGAGGAAGGCGAGCCUGCGCUCAGAGGUCGGGUCGAAAUGGUACCUGGUGGGCACCUCAUUGCGCAGGAGCAGCCGUCCGUCUUGGCUGCCAAGGUUCUCGAGUACAUUCUCGACGGCGAAACAGUUCGUGGCGGCAGUACAAUUCCGACUGCUCGACUCUAAGCUGCGACAUUUAUCCACUCUAGAUGCAGGGAACAUAUUAGAAGCGUGUAACAUAGCACGGAGGGGCGACAAGCAGGACAAGCAAGUAUCGCAGUUAG